Messenger RNA from Cryptococcus wingfieldii CBS 7118, 219 nucleotides. RefSeq lists its product as hypothetical. Gene Ontology annotation, biological process: methylation. Gene Ontology annotation, molecular function: methyltransferase activity; nucleic acid binding. The transcript has 2 exons. The coding region runs from base 1 to 219 and encodes 72 amino acids. The record is from RefSeq and is a predicted model, not a curated record. NCBI's taxonomy places the organism in Eukaryota, Fungi, Basidiomycota, Tremellomycetes, Tremellales, Cryptococcaceae.
AUGACGUCCUCGAAGCUUCUAUCCCGGGCGGGGACAGAAGCCCAAGCGCGACGAGGAGCCAGAGGAUGUCGCAUUCAGCAGGAAGCUCAGUUCAUCGAGGAGAAGAAGCCCUCUUGGGACGCCGUCGCCAUCAACCCCCCUUACGUUCUUGGUGAGAUCAUCCACCAGUGCGACAAGCCCGAGUCCCUCAACACCUCUGUCGCCGCCUUCUACGAGUAG